Messenger RNA from Polypterus senegalus (gray bichir), 1060 nucleotides. RefSeq lists its product as uncharacterized. The record is from RefSeq and is a predicted model, not a curated record. NCBI's taxonomy places the organism in Eukaryota, Metazoa, Chordata, Cladistia, Polypteriformes, Polypteridae. The transcript is spliced from 6 exons. Bases 113 to 1060 code for a protein of 315 amino acids.
UUGAUACUGUCGCUUGUACUCUACAUUCGCAAACGUAACAUUUCGGCGCGAUCUUAAAAGAUUUCCACAUUGUCAAAGGUCCUCUGCACUGAGUUAAAGAGAAAUUUGAAACAUGCAUCAUCUGCACUUUUGGAUCUAUUUCAUAGGUAUUGCAACGAGCGCUAUCUUCCAGAUUAUCCAGUCCCCAACGUUUCUGCAGCUAUAUGUUGGAGACACCGCGGUCAUCCAUUGCAGUCUCUUAGGUUGCGCAGUCAGACGUUAUUUCUGGAAUAAAACUACAGAAUGCGAAAAUAGGACACAUGACCUUUUUAAUAGUAGCCGGAUAUCGAUUUCUGUGUCCGGCACUAUUAGGGUUGAAAACGUGACGGGUUCUGACAGUGGGCUGUAUUACUGCCGAGUGAUCCACAGGUGCUUGAAGCAGAGCCCUGGAGCAAUCCAUGGUAACGGGACUCGUUUAAAGGUCUUGGAGACCCCCAGUCUGCACCUCCAGUUCAAUUUAUCUUCUAACAAUCCUGAAGACCUCAUCCUGACCUGCAGUGCUGUGGGUUUCUACUCUUCCGAUUUCACUCUGUCCUGGCACCAUUCUCUCCCUGAGGUGCUCUAUGCCACCCAGCAGGAUGCACACCCAGCCCUUCAGGUUGGCACAUACAGCCGAAGCUCCACUCUGUUGGUCACCAAGACACUGUGGGCACCGGGGACUGAGAUUGGGUGUGAAGCAAAUCAUACAUCAUUGAGAAGACCUCUGAAGAAGUACAUUAGGAGUCCAUUAGAGAAAGCUGACUCAGGUUUGGAAUAUGCAUAUUUAUUUGCUCUUCUUGCUCUGCCAAUAAUUUUGGGCUGCAUUUAUUUCAUUUUGAAUUUCUUCAGAACCACAGCGGAGUCAGAUGCUGCUACAUCCAGAGGUAAAAGGAACAAAGAAAUGGAGGAGCAGGUUGAACUGCAGUAUUCCAUUUUCUUGAACAAGGACCUAAAGAAAUUCCCUUUCAUUCAAAAACAGAAACAUCACCAAGUGUUUAUACAAGCAGGUGAAGCUGAAAGUUGGGGAUUUCGUAAAAUCUGA